Schizosaccharomyces osmophilus is the source of this 1287-nucleotide messenger RNA. Its product is annotated as triglyceride lipase-cholesterol esterase. Gene Ontology annotation, molecular function: hydrolase activity, acting on ester bonds. The coding region runs from base 1 to 1287 and encodes 428 amino acids. Lineage: Eukaryota; Fungi; Ascomycota; Schizosaccharomycetes; Schizosaccharomycetales; Schizosaccharomycetaceae. The transcript is spliced from 5 exons. The record is from RefSeq and is a predicted model, not a curated record.
AUGACAGGAGCUUUUAGACAACGGAUCCCCUGGAUUGAUUACCUUGGUCUUUUCACUGCGUAUAUCGGCGUUUACGCCGAAUUGAUUUUUCGUGUAUUUAUUUACUUGAUCCCAGACCGAAUUCGAGAAUGGGGACGAAGAAGAGUUAUUCGUAUUUACCAUUAUUACAUUACCACGAAAACAACUGAUGGUAUGACUGAUACCAUCCAAAAGUGCAGAAAUAUUUACGAGAUUUGUGAAGCUUUUGGAUACAAAGCAGAGGAGCACUUGUUGCGCACCGAGGACAACUUUAUUCUUUGCUUACAUCGGAUUACCCAUCCUUCCAAAAAAAGAACCAAAAAACGAGGUGUCGUGUACUGCCACCACGGGCUCAUGACAAACUCUGAUCUUUGGGUGGCAGUCAACGAACCAGAACGGAAUCUACCUUUCGUUUUGGUUGACAAUGGCUAUGAUGUUUGGCUUGGAAACAAUAGAGGAAACAAGUAUAGCAGGAAACACGUUAUAUACAAGCCCAAGGAUGAAGAGUUUUGGAAUUUUUCCUUAGAUGAUAUGGCUAUGUUUGACAUCCCUAACACAGUCGAUUAUAUACUUCAUGAGACUGGGGAAGAGAAACUUAGCUAUAUUGGAUUUUCUCAAGGUACCGCUCAGGCAUUCGCCUCAUUAAGUUUAAACAACUCUUUAAACAACAAAGUCAACAUUUUCAUCGCCCUAGCUCCUGCCUUUACUCCUAGGGGAUUUUCAAAUCAUCUAGUUGAUUAUUUAGUAAAAGCAAACCCAAAAAUUAUGUAUAAUCUUUUUGGUAGGCGAUCACUUUUUCCCUCUGUGACAUUCUGGCAAAAUAUAUGUUAUCCUCCUAUCUUUGUUAAAGUUGUGGACUUCUCUCUCAAAUUGCUUUUCGAUUGGGAUUUAAAAAACAUUUCAGCAAAUCAAAAGCUAUGUGGUUACGCUCAUUUGUAUUCGUUUUCCAGUGUCAAAAGCUGUGUUCACUGGCUUCAGAUUAUCAAAAAUUGCACAUUUCAGCUAUACGAUGAUGAUUUAGCAGUCAUAACUGGCUAUACAGCUCGCCAUUAUCAAGUGCCUCUGUUUCCUACCAGUAAUAUUAAGUGUCCGAUUCUACUUUUAUGGGGCGGAAAAGACACACUUAUUAACAUGGAAUACAUGCGUACUGCGCUUCCACCCCAAGCGCAGGAAAUAGAGAUUGAACACUACGAACACUUGGACUUCCUUUGGGCUGAUGAUGUGAAGGAACAAGUAAUUCCAAAAGUUCUUGAAGCGCUUCCUAACUAG